This is a messenger RNA of Nematocida major, 1416 nucleotides long. RefSeq lists its product as uncharacterized. The transcript has a single exon. The coding region runs from base 1 to 1416 and encodes 471 amino acids. The record is from RefSeq and is a predicted model, not a curated record. Lineage: Eukaryota; Fungi; Microsporidia.
AUGAAAAGAAGAAUGCUAUUGCUAAGCGCAAGGGUGCUGCUUGUGCCGCUCCUGCGCGUUCAGGCUUUUUACAACGAUAACACGUCAAGAUGCCAGUUGUAUGGAAUAAGCUACGCAGACUGCCUUGGAUCUGUUUACAGGCCCGCCUCUGCAUAUGACUCGUACAUUAAAAGCUUCAAUCUCCCCAUACACAAAGACGAUGCGUGCCUGUACUCAAUAUGCAAGAUGGCCUUAAUGAACACGGGAAGCGAGAGAUACAUAAGCAUUGCACAGAACGCGCAUCCUUCUGGAGAGUGCAUAUGUCUGGGCGCUGCCUCCUGUGGAUGCGAGGUUGCUGCCGUUCCGGCUCCAGAAAUAAAAACCGUGUUCGCGCUGCCAACCUACCGGAUUCCCGAGCCAGAGAAGAUAAUGGUCACAAGAACGGUGAGCAAAACAAAAACCAUAACUGUAAAGGUGACUGAAACUCCAUCAUAUGUGGAGGGCGACCAAACAUUGGUGGAGAGCUUUGACGUGCCGGUUGAGCGGUACAUAUCAGGCAAAACGCAUCCAACACCGGGCGAGAUGCUGUUAGAGCUCACGAAGAAGCUGGACAUGCUAAACAGCAAGGGAGGCCUGACAAGCACAGAAAUGCCUCACCCAUCGCCCAUCCUUCCCCCGAUGCGCGAGAACCUGGUGCAGCCACCCAUGCACUUCCCAGACCUCCACCCAAACGGGAAUGUCAUCACGAUUCCAUACUCCACCGUCACGACAACAGUCCAGAAAACAGUGCCUGUGUACAGCACGACUGUGAGAACACAGUAUGUUGUAAACACGGUGGACAACUACAUAACCGAGACAAUCACGAAGACCCAGGUCAAGACCGAAACAAAAACAAAGACGGCCACAGAGACAAAAACACUCACGGAAACGAUUAGCGACCAUGUGGAGAGAACAAAGUUCAGCACAGUCUAUGUCCCCAAAACGACAACCAUAGACAAGGUCUCCACAUACACAAUGGAGGUUCCAAAGACCGUCACAAGCAGUGUUACAAAAACAAUCACGCAGAGCGUGGCUCCCACCAAAGAGGUAAUUAUUCCUUCGGCAAGGCCUAUAAAAAUCAAGAAACGGGUUCCAAUUGUGCUGCAAACCAAUUCCAGCCCCUCAGCCCCUCAGAAAAGCAAAUACUUUAUUGUCAAGAAGGAAAUAAAGAACAAAAUGGUGUGCAAAGGCGGAUGCACAAAUCCAAGCACUGUUUUGUCAGGCGAGUGCCCUAUCGACGCAGCGGGGAGCUGUAUGCUGGCGCAGCAGCCAGGAUUUAGGCCAGCGACUCCUGUGAAUAAGCUGGCGCCAGAAUGCAAGGACGUACCCUGUAUAGACACGGUAAAAACAGUGUAUGUAAAUGCCAUUCCCACCCCGGCCCCCGCCUACACAGCGUAG